AUGACGAUCGCGCAGGAGGAGAUUUUCGGCCCGGUGAUGUCGGUGAUCCGAUUCGACUCGAUGGAGGAUCUCGUCGAGAAGGCCAACAACACCAUCUACGGCCUGGCCGCCGCCGUCAUGACCAAGGACAUCGAUCGGGCCCUCUACGUUGCCAACAACAUUCGCGCCGGAUCUGUAUGGGUCAACUGCUACGACGUGUUUGACGCGGCGGCUCCAUUCGGCGGUUACAAGCAGUCUGGUAUCGGCCGCGAGUUGGGCGAGUACGGGCUGGAGGCGUACACCGAGGUCAAGACCGUCACGAUCAAGGUGCCGCAGAAGAACUCG
Messenger RNA from Mesorhabditis spiculigera, 324 nucleotides. The record is from the annotation of a GenBank genome assembly. NCBI's taxonomy places the organism in Eukaryota, Metazoa, Nematoda, Chromadorea, Rhabditida, Rhabditidae.